AUGACGUGCCUCAACACCUCACUGUGCCUCCUGGAGAAGUGGGGACAGAGGUGGCAGGUUACCUUGUGGGGGACAAGACUCAACUCCUCGUUGUCCAGAACAAGGCAGGACAUCAGGCUCCUAUUCAAUGGGGCAGCCCUAAUACCACAGGAGGAGGUCAGCAUCUUGGGGGUCAUUUACGAUAAUAAAUUGACCUUCAAGUCCCACAUCGCAGAGCUCGCAAGAACUGCGGCAGGGAAACUGGCGUUCCUCAGGAGAAUCUCCUGGUUGCUGGACAGAAGGGGGCGAGAGCUGCUCUUCAAAGCUCAGGUCCGCUCCUCACUCGAGUAUUCUUGCCUCGCCUGGGGGGGUGCGGCGAAAACACACCUCGAGAAGCUUGAUGCGGUGCAGAGGAGGGCGGAAAGGAUCAUCACCGAGGAACAACCAGAGCAGCCCAGCACCCUACAGAGCUUGCAGCACAGGCGGGACGUGGCAGGACUGACAGUUUUAUAUAAAAUACAGCAAAGGACCACAGUGCACCUGCAGCAGCUGCAUCAGCCACUCCAACAAGUAGCUGUACAAACGAGAGGAGCGACCAGGACUCCCUCAGCCCUCAUUACACCACGCUCCCACACCACCCACCACCAGAGACAGUUUGUGCCUCGCUACGUACGCUUAUGGAACACCUUCCUAGCGGGGAACAUGUGUCCGGACGACCUAAGUGUUGCCGAGUGUGGGGUGCAAAAGUUUAAAAUGUGUCAGGGAAAUGUCAAGAAUGGCGCCUCCUCUGUAAUCAUUGAAACCACCAUGCAAGGGUUUGGCUUGAGUUUGGCUUGGUGUGUUGAGAGGUGA
Portunus trituberculatus (swimming crab) is the source of this 831-nucleotide messenger RNA. RefSeq lists its product as uncharacterized. Bases 1 to 831 code for a protein of 276 amino acids. Lineage: Eukaryota; Metazoa; Arthropoda; Malacostraca; Decapoda; Portunidae. The record is from RefSeq and is a predicted model, not a curated record. The transcript is spliced from 4 exons.